Messenger RNA from Nelumbo nucifera (sacred lotus), 1763 nucleotides. Its product is annotated as pyruvate dehydrogenase E1 component subunit beta-1, mitochondrial. Gene Ontology annotation, molecular function: pyruvate dehydrogenase (acetyl-transferring) activity. Gene Ontology annotation, biological process: pyruvate decarboxylation to acetyl-CoA. The record is from RefSeq and is a predicted model, not a curated record. NCBI's taxonomy places the organism in Eukaryota, Viridiplantae, Streptophyta, Magnoliopsida, Proteales, Nelumbonaceae. Gene Ontology annotation, cellular component: pyruvate dehydrogenase complex.
UCGUUCGUAUUUAAUUCCUCGAAGAGAAGAAUUAAAAGUUUAAAACAAAAUUGUAGAAGAAUUUCAGAAUGCAACACGUGGCAUUACAUUGAAUUCGUGGGUGAUCUUACAAGGGUAGACCGCGGGUGAGGGGUGACCUAGUGACCCUAUCGAGACUCAAAAAACAGAGAGGAAGAGCAGCUGAUUUUGAUUUUAAUUAGGUGCAGAACUGUCUAUCUAGACAAGUUCCGAUAGGGUGGCCGUGCGAUUCCUUGGACCGCCAUUUGUAAAUGGCCAUUGAAACAAAAGAGAAAGGAUGUUGGGGAUUAUAAAGCAAAAGGCCAGAUGUGGAGUCUUUCCUUCUUCGACUGUGGGGCAGACAUUGCAGAGAGUCCGUCUUUCCUUAUUUGCAUUAAGAAAUUACUCAACUGCGCCCAAAGAGAUGACAGUGCGUGAAGCGUUAAAUUCUGCACUUGAUGAGGAAAUGUCUGCUGAUCCUAAAGUCUUUCUGAUGGGUGAAGAGGUUGGAGAAUACCAAGGCGCAUACAAGAUAUCUAAAGGUCUUUUGGAGAAAUAUGGUCCUGAUAGGGUUUUUGACACUCCAAUCACAGAGGCUGGCUUUACAGGAAUUGGAGUUGGUGCUGCUUAUUAUGGUCUCCGGCCUGUAAUAGAAUUUAUGACAUUUAACUUCUCGAUGCAGGCAAUUGACCAUAUUAUUAAUUCUGCUGCAAAAUCAAACUACAUGUCUGCUGGUCAGAUAUCUGUACCCAUUGUUUUCAGAGGACCAAAUGGUGCUGCUGCUGGAGUUGGUGCCCAACACUCCCAGUGUUAUGCAGCAUGGUAUGGUUCCUGUCCUGGGUUAAAAGUUUUGGCUCCAUACUCAUCAGGGGAUGCUCGUGGCCUGCUAAAAGCUGCUAUCAGGGACCCUGAUCCUGUUGUUUUCCUUGAAAAUGAGUUACUAUAUGGUGAAUCUUUUCCUGUUUCUGCAGAAGCUCUUGAUUCCAGUUUUUGUCUGCCAAUAGGAAAGGCUAAGAUCGAACAGGAAGGAAAGGAUGUGACUAUUACUGCUUUCUCAAAGAUGGUUGGUUAUUCACUCCAGGCUGCUGAUAUACUUGCAAAAGAAGGGAUCAGUGCUGAGGUUAUAAAUCUGCGCUCUAUCAGGCCACUAGAUAGAUCUACAAUUAAUGCUUCUGUGCGGAAAACGAACAGACUGGUAACAGUAGAAGAAGGUUUCCCUCAACAUGGUGUUGGAGCUGAGAUCUGUGCAUCUGUCAUUGAGGAGAGUUUUGGCUAUCUAGAUGCACCAGUAGAGAGGAUUGCAGGAGCUGAUGUUCCCAUGCCAUAUGCUGCAAAUCUGGAAAGAAUGGCUGUCCCACAGGUUGAGGAUAUUGUUCGUGCAGCAAAAAGGGCAUGCUAUAGAUCAGCUCCCAUGGCCGCAACUGCUUAAGUGCAGAUAACUGGUCUUCUUUCGUUAUUUACUUUUCUUAUUGUACUUUGCUAGGAGAUUGUGUUCAUGACUAUUUUGUGUCCAGAAGUCCACAUCGGUUGAGAGUUGUGGAAAUCUUCACUAGCUAUGGGAAACAAUGUUUUUUUUUUUCCUUUUCUGGGGUUUGUGGCGGAAUUGCUCAUUUACCUGAGAGUAGAACGAGGUGAAGAUUUCUAAGAUGAAAUGACCACUUUCACCUGCUUUGCCCCUCUGUUUUGUAAAAAUGCUUAAUGAUACUCAUGUAACUCUGUAAAUGGUGGUGGCAUUUUAUCUCAACUUAGCGGGUUAAUUGCAUGUA